CAGUUGCAAAUUUGUAAUUAAUAGCAAGAUUUAUGAUGGAUAUUGACUUGCAAUCAAUUGCAAGUUCCUUGCAACAAUCCAUAUUUCUGACUACUCAUGUGUGUACUUUUCUGUGAUUGAUAAUAUGGCCAUUAAGUGCAGUACAUGUUAUUUUUCACUAAUGAUUUGCUUGCAGGGAGAUGUCUUUCCAAAUGCUGUGGCCGACAUGUCUGGCCUUCGCUGGCUACGACUCAACCAGACCAACCUUGAAAUGCUUCCAGAUGAAUUGUCACAACUCAAUAAACUGGAACACCUCCACAUGUCGAGGAAUAACCUGAUCCAGAUCCACGGAGACCUUCCCACAAUGCAAUGCCUGCGCACCUUGAACCUGCGUCACAACAAGAUCCGCAACUCUGGGAUUCCCAAUGAUAUCUUCAUCCUAGAAGACAUGACUGUUGUUGAUUUUAGCCACAAUCAGUUAUCAGCCAUACCAGAGGAUAUGGAGAAGGCCAAAUCUCUUCUUGUCCUUAAUCUCAGCUUUAAUAACAUCAAGGAAAUCCCUUCCCAGUUGUUCAUGAACCUGACCGACCUUAUCUACAUCAAUUUCAGCGACAACAAACUGGAAAUUCUACCACCUCAGAUGCGAAGGCUGACCAACAUCCAGACUCUGAUCCUCAAUAAUAAUCCGCUGCUUCAUUCACAACUCAGGCAAUUGAUGUCCAUGACCCAACUUCAGACUCUUCACCUUCGCAACACCCAACGGAACCUGACCAACAUCCCACCGGUGCUUGAUGGUCUGGUUAACCUGGCUGAUGUUGACCUUUCUUUCAACGACCUUGAGAGCGUACCUGAUGCUUUCUAUGCCCUCUCCUCUCUGAAGAGACUCAACCUCAGUAAUAACUGCAUCACAGAGCUGUCGGUGCUAGACUCGUGGACGAGGCUGGAAACCCUCAAUGUUGCUCGCAACAAGCUGAAGUCCCUCCCUCCUUCCCUGUGCAAGCUCAUCUGCAUGAAGCGUCUCAUCAUCAGCGGCAACCAGAUAGACUUUGAUGGCCUUCCCACGGGAAUCAGCAAGUUGAUCGCUCUGGAGCAGUUCAUUGCCGCAGAUAACCGUCUGGAGUCCGUACCCGAGGGGAUCUGUCGCUGCCCCAAGAUUAAGAAGUUGAUCUUGACCAAGAACCAUCUCUAUACUCUACCUGAGGCGAUACACUUUAUUACAGAUCUUGAAACACUGGAUGUCAGGGACAACCCUGACCUGGUGAUGCCCCCGAAGCCUAUUCCACAGCAGAUAGGAAGCGGAGCAGAGUACUACAACAUUGACUUCUCCUUGAGCCACCAGCUGAGGCUUGUUGGCGUAGUGCCUCCUUCACAAGCAGGAAACUCACCAGCUGCUAAAGACGCUCUUGCACGCAAGCGGAGACUGAGAGAGAAAAGAAUACAGAUGCAGACUGCCAAGGCACAAGCUGCAAAAGCUGAACAGGCCAAACAAGAUCAAGUGCUCAAGGGUAUGAGUGACCUUGCAAAGGAGAAGAAUGAAGGACCUGCGGCAGAUGGGGAGGAAUCAGAAGUCAAGCCCAAGAGCUGGAUGGACGCCUUGGCGAAGCCACAGCUAGAUUACACUGACUUCUUUGCAGCCAAUUGUGGAACCGAACCAGGUCUACAUAUCUGGCAAAUUGAGAACUUUAUCCCAAUACAGGUAGAUGAAGCCUUGUAUGGUAAGUUUUACGAAGCUGACUGCUAUAUCAUCCUCCAGACCUUCCUUGAUAGCUCCAAGAAUUUGAACUGGCAGAUCUAUUACUGGAUUGGACAAUCCUCAUCGCUUGACAAGAAGGCCUGCUCCGCCAUGCAUGCUGUCAACCUGCGUAACAUGCUGGGAACCAGGACACGCUCCAUCCGCGAGGAGAUGGGGGACGAGAGCGAUGAAUUCAUGGAGCUCUUCGAUCACGACAUCGCCUACAUCGAGGGCGGAACAGCCAGCGGCUUCUACUCUGUGGAAGAGAAUACCUACAUUGCUAGAAUGUACAGGGCGUCGGGCACACAGAGUCUGCACCUUGAAGCGGUUCCAAUGGAUCAUGAAUCAUUAGACACCAAAUAUGUGUUUGUGCUGGAUAAUGGGAUGGACAUCUACAUCUGGUACGGUCAGAAAUCAAAUCCCAUCACAAGGUCGAAGGCCAGGUUGAUGUGUGAGAAAAUCAACAAGAUGGAGCGCAAGAACAAUGCCAAGAUCACCAUGAUGUACCAAGGUAGUGAGGUGGAGGAUUUCUGGGAACCUCUAGGAGGCUACAGGGAAGACUUUGUACCACAGGACUGGUUAAAAUCUUUCGUCCCUGAGAAACCAAGACUGUACAAAGUUGGUCUUGGAACUGGAUACUUGGAACUACCCCAAGUGGAAUUACCGAAGGGAAAACCACACCAAACACUCCUUGAAACCAAGAAUGUCUACAUCUUGGAUUGCAAUGCUGAUGUAUUUAUAUGGAUCGGGAGGAAGUCGAGUCGUCUAUGGCGAGCUGCUGCACUGAAACUAUCCCAGGAACUGUGCUCUAUGCUCAACAGGCCUAUCAACGCUACAGUCAUCAGGAUACUGGAAGGAAAUGAGAGUCAUGUGUUCAAAUCUAAAUUCCCUGGUUGGGAUGAUGUAUUGGCUGUGGAUUACACCAAACGAGCUGAUCAGAUCCACAAGAAGCCUGCCAUUCAGAAGGAUGUACAAGAGAAGGAGGAGUUGAAGACUGACCUGUCCGCAUUGUUCAUGCCCAGACAGCCUGCCAUGCCUCUCACAGAAGCUGAUCAACUGAUGGAAGAAUGGAACGAUGAUUUGGAUGGCAUGGAAGCAUUUGUUUUGGAGGGACGCAAGUUUGCCAGACUUCCCGAGAAUGAGAAGGGACACUUCUACAGCGGGGACUGCUAUGUGUUCCUCUGCCGUUACUGGGUACCCAAAGACCUACCGGAGGGAGAGGAGGAGGAAGAAGAAGAGCAGAACGAGGAGGAAGAUACCGAAGAAGACUUCCAGUGCACCGUUUAUUUCUGGCAGGGCCGGGAUGCGAGCAACAUGGGGUGGCUGACGUUCACCUUCAGUCUUCAGAAGAAGUUUGAGUCGCUGUUUGGUGAUAAGCUGGAGGUGGUCAGAUUGUGUCAGCAACAAGAGAACCUCAAGUUCCUUUCUCACUUCAAGAAGAAGUUCACCAUCUACCGUGGGCGCCGCCCUCUCCCCAAUGCGUCACCUGAUGCAGAGCAGCCCAAGGACUUGAAUCCCAAACUCUUCCAUGUGAGAGCCAAUGGAGGUCCCCUGUGCACCCGCUGUAUUCAGGUCCAUCCCACUGCGCAGUGGCUCAACCCAGAAUUCUGCUACUUAUUAGAGGUUCCUUUUGAUAGUCAAGAUAGUAAAGGUAUUGUCUACACGUGGAUUGGUUCAAGGAGUGAUGCGGACAUGGCCAGGAUAGCCGAGGAACUUGCAUAUGAAAUGUUUGACGACAUGUACAGCCAUCAGCUUCUCUCUGAGGGUUCCGAACCAGAGAACUUCUGGUGGGUGGCUCUGGGUGGUAAGAGGAAUUAUGACCAAGAGGCUGACUACAUGAACAAGGCCAGGCUAUUCAGGUGUUCCAAUGAGAAGGGAUUCUUCACCGUGUCGGAGAAGUGCUCAGACUUUUGCCAGGAUGAUCUUGCUGAUGAUGAUGUGAUGAUUCUUGAUAAUGGUCAUGAGGUCUAUCUAUGGCUAGGACCAAGCUGUAGUGAUGUGGAGAAAAAACUUGCCUACAAAAGCUCACAGGUAUAUGUUCAGCAUAUGAAGAACAAGGAGCCAGAUGCCCCUCGUAAAUUUUCUGCAGUUAAGAAGGGGAAGGAACCCUGGAAGUUCAUCCGCUGCUUCCACGGAUGGGGACUGUUCAAGCCAGGUGCUAAGUAUUAGACAGUUACUGUCACAACAAAGCAACUCAAAACUGUUUAACUUGCUGCAUCAUCAAAGAAUGUACAGAGAUUGCUUUCAUGAUGUAAAACAUUGAUUUUACGCGCUUAAGAGCUUCGCCGAGGAAGGUGCCAAGUUUCAGAAGAUGACUUUCACAAGGUAGCACAGCACUAAAUGUGAUUUUCUUCUUCAGUGCAUGUACGCUUUAAUAGGGAUGAUGGAGAGUACAAGAGGACGACUUUCACAAGGUAGCAGCACAAAAGUUGAUUUUCUUCUGUUAAUAGGAGCUUCAGCAAGGUCUUAGAGGACAACUUUCACAAGGUAACAGCAGAAGAGUUCGUUUUGAUAAUCUCCAUGCACGUAGUGGCACAAAAGUUUAUUCGCUGCUUCCUUUCAUAGCAAUUUUUUGGUAAGUGGCAGAAUAGGAGAAAACAUAUUCACUACAUUGUAGGUAGCAGCUCAAGAAUUCACUACAUAUAUUUCAUUUCACGAAUGGUAACAUUUCAAAAUGCCAAAUACCAGUAGAUUGGAAGCAGUGUGAAAAAAAAGGAGAACAGCCACAUUAUUUUUUGUGGAUAUUGAAUUUAAGCUUUAAAAAAAGCUGCUCUUCCCGUUAGAGACUGAAUGAUUUUGCUAUAUAACCCAUGUUUUCCAUAGACUCCGGCCCACAUUCAUGCGGGUUCAUUGCCAAUAUGGUAAAUAAACUUUGCCAAUAUGGUAAAUAACUACCACUUUUAUUGGCCUCUAAUCUCUGUUACUAUUACUACCGCGCCAAUAGGACAGAAUAUGGUUAAAAUCAAUAUUUUCUUUAUUCAUUUUUCAUUUGUGGAUUGCAUUUUAGAAAACAAUGGUUUGAUGAUGAAGGGCAUUCUUGGUGCUUGAUUUGAAUUUUUCAUAGGUUGGAGAGUAUAUGGAAAUCAGUAGGUGCAAUAACUCAGUGUAGUUUUCUUAAAAAUCACAAUUGAUUUUGUCAACAAUUGUACAUGAUUGUUUCUUUUUUUUUAUUGAAGUGAAAAUCAUAUUGAAUUUAGAAUUAUUUAUGUAUAUUGAUAUGAGAAAUUGGGGAAGAGGAUAAGUAAGAAAUAUGAAAGAAAUAUUGAUUGACUUAUUGAAUAGUGUUGAAUAAAAAUGGACUUAUGGAUAGACUUAUGAAGACACAGUUGCAUUUAAAUCAAAUUCUUUU
Molecule: messenger RNA, 5060 nt
Organism: Lytechinus pictus (painted urchin)
Lineage: Eukaryota; Metazoa; Echinodermata; Echinoidea; Temnopleuroida; Toxopneustidae
Product: protein flightless-1 homolog
Exons: 27
Coding region: 125-3880 (1251 amino acids)
Biological process (GO): myofibril assembly; barbed-end actin filament capping; actin polymerization or depolymerization
Cellular component (GO): nucleus; cytoplasm; actin cytoskeleton
Molecular function (GO): phosphatidylinositol-4,5-bisphosphate binding; actin filament binding
Source: RefSeq, a predicted model, not a curated record